CCUCCCGGCCGCCGAGCCCCCGGGCUCCCCGCGCCCGGAGUGCCCGGCGCCUCCCGCGCGCCCCGGACCUCGAGCGCGAGCAGCGGCGGCCGCCGAAGCGCGGGGUGGUGCCCGCAGCGGCAGCGGCGGCGGCGGCGGGACCGCGGGGCAGGAGGAGGCGGGGAAGAUGGACCCGGCGCCCUCGCUGGGCUGCAGCCUCAAGGAUGUGAAGUGGAGCUCGGUGGCCGUUCCGCUCGACCUGCUGGUCAGCACUUACCGGCUGCCCCAGAUCGCGCGGCUGGACAGCGGAGAAUGCAUAGAAGGGCUGCGGGAAAAUGACUACCUUUUGAUCCAUUCGUGCCGUCAGUGGACAACCAUCACUGCCCAUAGCUUGGAGGAGGGGCACUAUGUCAUUGGGCCAAAGAUAGAGAUUCCGGUACAUUAUGCAGGACAAUUCAAGCUGCUGGAACAAGACCGAGAUAUAAAGGAGCCAGUGCAAUAUUUCAACAGUGUGGAGGAGGUGGCCAAAGCGUUUCCUGAACGCGUGUACGUCAUGGAGGAAAUCACAUUCAACGUGAAGGUGGCUUCGGGUGAGUGCAAUGAAGACACCGAAGUUUACAACAUCACCCUGUGUACUGGGGAUGAACUCACUCUAAUGGGGCAGGCAGAAAUCCUUUACGCAAAGACUUUCAAGGAAAAGUCACGACUCAACACCAUCUUCAAGAAGAUUGGGAAGCUCAAUUCCAUCAGCAAGCUGGGGAAAGGCAAAAUGCCCUGCCUCAUUUGCAUGAAUCACCGGACCAACGAAAGCAUCAGCCUGCCCUUCCAGUGCAAGGGCAGAUUUAGCACCCGAAGCCCCCUGGAGCUGCAGAUGCAGGAGGGCGAACACACCAUCCGGAACAUUGUGGAGAAAACCAGGCUUCCUGUGAAUGUGACCGUGCCCAGCCCCCCACCCAGGAACCCCUACGACCUCCACUUCAUCCGCGAGGGGCACCGCUACAAGUUCGUGAACAUCCAGACCAAGACCGUGGUAGUUUGCUGUGUGCUGCGGAAUAACAAGAUCCUCCCCAUGCACUUCCCUUUGCACUUGACUGUCCCCAAGUUUAGCCUCCCGGAACACCUGGUGAAGGGGGAGGUAUGGCCCGAAACCCUGGUCCAUCACUGGCUGGGUAUCUGCCAAGAGCAGUUUGAUAUCGACGAGUAUUCGCGGGCUGUCCGGGACGUGAGAACCGACUGGAAUGAGGACUGCAAGAGCCCCAAAAAGGGCCGGUGCUCUGGCCACAACCAUGUGCCCAACUCCCUGAGCUAUGCUCGCGAUGAGCUCACCCAGUCUUUCCACCGGCUCUCGGUCUGUGUGUAUGGUAACAAUCUCCAUGGCAACAGCGAGGUGAACCUCCAUGGCUGCAGGGACCUAGGGGGAGAGUGGGCCCCCUUUCCUCAUGACAUCCUGCCCUAUCAGGACUCGGGGGAUAGUGGGAGUGACUACCUUUUCCCAGAAGCUAAUGAAGAGUCAGCGGGCCUCCCAGGGAAGUCGGAACUUCCUUAUGAAGAGCUGUGGCUGGAGGAAAGCAAUCCCAGCCAUCAGCCCCUCACCCGCUCCCUCAGCGAGAAGAGCAGAUGUGACCAGUUUAGAGGUUCUGUCCGGUCCAAAUGUGCAACGUCUCCUCUUCCCGUCUCCGGAACUCUGGGAGCAGCAAUGAAGUCUUCAGAGAUUGCCCUACCUCCACCUCCAGUGCCUCCCAAAUCUGAAGCUGUCAGGGAAGAGUGCCGGCUCCUGAACGCCCCACCUGUUCCGCCCCGAAGUGCAAAGCCUUUGUCCACCAGCCCCUCCAUCCCUCCUCGCACAGUCAAGCCAGCGCGGCAGCAGACUCGCUCUCCCAGCCCCACCUUGUCCUACUAUUCUUCAGGGCUGCACGACAUCAGCGUUACUAAAAGUGACACCAGUCCUUCGGAAAGUGCUCCUGUUUCCUGCUAUCCAUGUAACCGAGUGAAAACUGAUUCUGUGGACCUGAAGUCCCCCUUUGGAAGCCCCUCUACCGAAGCUCUCGCUUCCAGGCUUUCGUGGCCUAACCAUUAUUCGGGAGCGUCGGAGAGCCAGACCAGGAGUGACUUCCUGCUGGAUCCAAGCCGGAGUUACAGUUAUCCUAGACAGAAGACGCCAGGCACACCAAAGAGAAACUGCCCAGCCCCUUUCGAUUUUGAAGGCUGCGAGCUCUCAGCCAGUCCUGCCAGCUCAGUCACUGCGGAGUUCAGUAGCAGCGUCUCCGGUUGCCCCAAGUCCGCCAGCUACUCUCUGGAGAGCACAGAUGAGAAAACUCUUGCAGCGGGCACGACAAAGCAGAGUAUGUCAUGCCCUGCCUUACCCCCCAGGGCUCCAAAGCCAAUGGAAGAGAAAGCUGCCUCGGAAACUUCUCACUUGCCUCUGAAAAUCGAUGGUGCUGAGGAAGACCCCAAGUCUGGGUCACCGGACCUCUCUGAGGACCAGUAUUUUGUUAAAAGGGGCAUGCAGGACAUCUUCUCGGUCUCUUACCCUUUCUCAUCUCCGCUCCACCUCCAGCUGGCCCCCAGGUCCUGCGGCGAUGGCUCCCCAUGGCAGCCCCCUGCCGACCUGUCAGGACUCUCUAUUGAAGAAGUGUCCAAGUCGUUACGGUUUAUUGGUUUGUCUGAAGAUGUCAUAUCAUUCUUUGUUACCGAAAAGAUUGAUGGGAAUUUGCUUGUUCAACUAACGGAAGAAAUCCUCUCAGAGGAUUUCAAAUUAAGCAAACUGCAAGUGAAGAAAAUCAUGCAAUUCAUUAAUGGCUGGAGGCCCAAAAUAUAGCCAAAUAACCCCAGCUAGCUUGAACAAAACGGAUAAAUUUAUGUGCUAGAAGGGGUGGGCUGGGACACAGUUUCAUGUUUUUUGCACUAAAAACCUUCUCUGUAUAUAGGGAUAAGAGAAACUCUUACUAUGCAGAUUACGUUUUUGAAUGGUGAACAGGCUAUUUUGUACAUCAAUAAAAAUGCUGUACAGAACACUUAGAGGUGUGCCUUGUACAUCACUCAAUACUCAAUAGCUGCUAAAAGACAGAAAGCAUGUUCAGAGAACUAAUUCUUACCCACGUAGGUUUAUGCGAGAAGGUAUGAUAUUUAUUACAAAAUAGCCAAAGCUUAAAGACAUAAGCAUCUUUAAAAAACAAAAACAAACAAACAAAAAACACUUUUGAACAACAAUCCCUUUCUUUGGGGGAAUCGACUUUAGACAAUUAACUCUAUUCUGUGCUCUGUCGUUUGGAUUACUCAAUGCUAAUUGUUUUACUCUUGUGCCUGUCAAUGUUAGUGAUGAAAUGACACUGAUGUUAUGUGCUUGGGGGGGGGAUCUUUUCACUGAAAGGCAUUUUCCAAAAGUCAUGUGCUGAUAGAAGAUAUAUGACAUCCUUAGAAAAAAUGCAAACCAUGACCACAAUAAUUUAUCUGUAACUGCUGCUAAUUUUACUGAGCAGUGGCGGGGGGAGGGCGGGGGAGCAGAAUGGAUACAUAUAUGUAUCUAUAUGUAUACACAAUAUGAAUGUAUGUUUUAAACAUCAUUUUGAGUCUGAUAUUUUAGGUAACAUCUGUUCACUUCCACGGAGAUUUGGGGCUGGUCACUAAGUCGACUCUUAGGAUGAGUGGAGAGACUGAACCAAAGGUCCUCGGAGCCCUGCCCCUCGACGCUCAGGCUUAUUAGGGCUUCAUCACUGAAAACUUGGAAGAAAUCAGCAGAGAGUCUGUAUUGAAGAAUUAAAUUUGAUUUUUAGCCCAUUCUGGGGCUGGGUUUUGCAAAUAAUACCCCCGUGCUGAUGUUUAGGGAAAUGACAAUUCUCGGGUUUGAGAGUCUUAAUUCUGCUGGCGUCUGAUGGUGAGAGGUCUGAAGAGCGUUUCUCAGAGCGGUUAGGCGUUCUCAGCGUGCUUCCUGCUUUAGGAGAGCUCAGAAGUCAGACAUACCGUCUUUUAUUUGACCUAUAUCUGUUGAGUAAUUUUGAAAGUAUCAAUAAGAGUCCUUGUUUAGUUCAUAAACCUCUUUCCUCUCUUUCAGAGAAAAUACAUUAUUACUAUAUUUUUAUUCCAAGAAUUUCAGACCAUGAUCCUGAGAAUUUUUGCCAAAUAUGAUUACCUAUUCCAAAAUAUACUGGCCUUGUCAUCAUUCUUGACUUUUUUGAGGGAAUAGAAAUGUUAGAAAAGUUUCAGUUCUCCAAGCAAACCAUCACCCAUGGCCCUGCCUCUCCCCAGAGCCUGUCCCCAGACUCGGGAUGCACAGGCAGUCUGUGACCGACGUCCGCCAACCAGGUAUCAGUGUAACUUGCAGAAUUGGCUUCUAUCUUGUUAUCCGUUCUUCCUCCUCACCAAAAUCAAUUAACAAAUGUAAAGACAAGACCCACCCAUCUACUUUUGCAGACCUGUGCAAUAUGGCUUUAUUUCUUAGCAUGAAAGAUAUUUCCAGCCCAUCUUCUGGUUUAGAAUCGAGGUGAGUUGGUAACUCGUCUCAUUUUCCAUCUUAAAUCUUUAAAAAGAAAAGGCAUUUCCCGCCCCCCAAACAUGUCUCCCAAAAUGUGAAUUCUAUACUCUUAAGUAAAAAGUAGCCCAUAAAAAGAGUGCCCUGUACAAUUUGUCAGACCGGAACAGCUCUUCUGAAGUAACCAACAAACCUAUGUAAAUGUUUGUAAUAGUACACUCACGUGCCAGGAGGCCCCUCAGUUACCUGCAUGUUUGGAAAGCAUUCUUCUAUGCGUUCGGCAACUCCCUUAGUCAUGUCAACCUCCCAGAACUUUCCUUUAAAAUAAAAACAGACAGGAUGGGAUUGGAAAGCUGCAUGUUUUCUUCGGCAAAGCCUUGAUGAAUCUGUUCUUAAAUAGCUCUUGGACACAAUUCUCAAGUUCAGGAGGGAGGACCAGGGUGGGUUUGGGUUUACUGUGAAGGUUGCCCAAUGUAAACAACUGAUUCCUUUUAUCGUUUUUUGUUGUUGUUGUUGUUGUUUUGUUUUGGCAAAACUUGACACAAAUUAGUUUCUAUUUUUUUGUUUUGGCAUAUUUCCAUUGAGUUUAUGUUGAUGGCAUUAUAGAGACUCCUUGAGGGCAGCGACUGUGGCCUUUGAAUCAUGUCUUGAAAAUUAAUUGAGCAUCUUUCGUGUGCCAGGCACUAUGCUGGUAUGACUCGAUGCUGAAAACAGGACACGGCUCCUGCCCUCUUGGAACUCAUAAUGUUUAUAUUUAAAAUCACAGUUGCGGAGACUGUGUAUGUGUGGAUAAGAGAGACAUGAAAUCCUCUGCGCAGUUGGAUGUGUGGAGAGUUAAGUGUGUCCUGUCUUUAGAGAACCCAAAGAUAAAAGAAAUGGCAGCCUCCAUUAAAGGGGUAUAAAACACCACAAACCACUGGAAUAUGUGGGAGGCAGAAAGUACCUCUGACUCCCACUGGCUAGUAUUCUCUUUUACCGAUCUGGAAUUUUUUAAUUGUAAUCAGUGUCUUCUGGCAUCUCUAAAGCCACAGAUAAAGGUCAUUACCAUUCCUGAGCUGAACACGUGUCUGUAGAGGACCAUGGCACCCUGACUAGAUAAGGCAUGCGUAGCCGAGAGAACCAUGACAAGAAACACAGAGCAGGGGGAGAAAGAAAACAGCCUUUCCUUCUGAGUGCUGUGAUUUUGUAGUGCAAAGUGAUGGAUAGAGAUCCCCACAAACAGAACCUUUCCAACCAACCAGGUCAAGACUGAGUACAUUUUCCGGCCGGUUUCCUGCAGACAGUGCAGUGACUACAAUGUUUUGGGGAAAGUGUCCAAACAGGACCCUUUUGGGAGUCCUUAAAUUCAUGGCUAACAUCAUCAUGGCCCCAUCAGAAAAGAAAACCAGCAAUAAACCAAACCAAGCAACUGAAAUAUAAAAUGUGGACCUGGCUCAUGUUGGGAGGGGGAACUCAAAUACUCCCAGAUCAACCCCUUUUCAGAAUCUUGUAAAUGUCUGCACGUCCUCUCUUCUUUAAGUUGAGCUGCUCAACUUGGAUGAACUGUGAAAUUUACAUUUGUACUCUCUCAACCCACAUAUACCAUGCAAGUUUAUGAAGUUGGAGCAACUACAUUGCAGUGUUUAUUCUUGUCUGCUGUAGAAAUAAAACAACAAUCUCAUGGGGAAAUGUUAUGACAGUCCAUUCCAACUGUUUUCAGACACAGCCGUCAACACCCUCUGCUCACAUUCCAGAACCACGCGCAUGUCAUCCAUACAGCUCCUCGAGAAGUUCUGGGGUGGGUGUGGAUGGAUACGAGGGUCCUUUGUUUCCCAAACACUUCGUAUAACAAGUCACUACUCAUCACGCCUAAAAAGUGUAAGAUUAACAUUUUGAAUAACAAACUGGAAAACAAAACAGUUCUCCAAAGACCCUGAUGAACGGUUCAAAGACAAUUUCAACUUCAUCCACCAGAAAAGUUAAAAAUCUGUUGAACACAUGCGACGCUCAGAAAUUACGUCCAUUGUAUCAAUCCCACUAUUUUUCUAGUAAUAUAGAGGCAUUGGGCUGCUAGGGCGAGAAGAGUAAAAUGCCCCGAGUGCAAAUGAUGCAAAGUAGGACUUUUAUAGUGUGAAGUUGUAAUAUUAUGGAAUCCUUAUGGCCGCUUCCUGUCAAAUCACAUUGUUUGGUCUUUAAAACUUGGUGUUUCAAAUUUUGUCUAAUUGUGAAAGCCAGAAACAAGAGGUAAACGUGAUUUCACUUAAAACUAUCUAGAAAUAUCUUCAGUAAUUUUGCUGCUCUAAUUUUUAGGCUAUGAUUUUUGUAAUGAGCUCAUCAGAUUACAGAUUUCCUUUGUUUACAAUCUCACGUAGUAGGGCUCAGAUCAUUUCUUAGCCAUAAACCUUUUCUCCCACUUUCAUAUUAAGUUCCAUUUAAAAUAUUGUUUAAGCUACGCCUAAAAAUUGAACCCAAUUAAUUAAAAAUUGGAGGGGUUUUCCUUAAUUUAAAUGGAAAUAGUAUGUUCUUUUCAGAGGAUUUUGUAACCAGUUUACUGUUUCUUUGCUUGGAAAACGGGGUCAUUACCGACCAGUUAACAGUUGCAUUACUUUCCAGAGCAUUAUCUAAUGGGCCCACUGUGUACCUCAAGAUAAACAUGGUAUGUUAUGUCUAAAAUAAUUCAUUGUUGAUUUAAAUGGUUCUGAAAUGUCUAUAAAUAAAGAAAUUUUAAAACUUG
This is a messenger RNA of Hipposideros armiger (great roundleaf bat), 7160 nucleotides long. It is a transcript of the gene GAREM1, whose product is annotated as GRB2 associated regulator of MAPK1 subtype 1. The record is from RefSeq and is a predicted model, not a curated record. Bases 167 to 2797 code for a protein of 876 amino acids. NCBI's taxonomy places the organism in Eukaryota, Metazoa, Chordata, Mammalia, Chiroptera, Hipposideridae. Gene Ontology annotation, molecular function: proline-rich region binding. The transcript has 6 exons. Gene Ontology annotation, biological process: cellular response to epidermal growth factor stimulus; epidermal growth factor receptor signaling pathway.